UUUAGUGAAACCAUCGAGAGGACACCCCCUGCAUCUAGAGCAGCCCGACCUGCAGCGUAACCGGGUGGCGCGCGAACGUGAGAGGAAAGCCGUGCGCAGCUGCGCUUUCCCGCCCCUGAGUCGUUCUAGACGCCGGAAAAAUGCUUUCUGAAAGCAGUUCAUUUUUGAAGGGUGUGAUGCUUGGAAGCAUUUUCUGUGCCUUGAUCACUAUGCUAGGACACAUUAGGAUUGGUCAUGGAGAUAGAAUGCACCAGCAUAAGCAUCAUCACCUACAAGCGCCUAAUAAAGAAGAUAUCUUGAAAAUUUCAGAGGAUGAACGCAUGGAGCUCAGUAAGAGCUUUCGGGUAUACUGUAUCAUCCUUGUAAAACCCAAAGAUGUGAGUCUUUGGGCUGCAGUGAGAGAGACUUGGACCAAACACUGUGACAAAGCAGAGUUCUUCAGUUCUGAAAAUGUUAAAGUGUUUGAGUCAAUUAACAUGGAAACAGAUGACAUGUGGCUAAUGAUGAGAAAAGCUUACAAAUAUGCCUUUGAUAAAUACAGAGACCAAUACAACUGGUUCUUUCUUGCACGCCCCACUAUGUUUGCUAUUAUUGAAAACUUAAAAUAUUUUUUGUUAAAAAAGGAUCCAUCACAACCUUUCUAUUUAGGUCACACUAUAGAAUCUGGAGACCUUGAAUAUGUGAGUGUUGAAGGAGGCAUCGUCUUAAGUAUAGAAUCAAUAAAAAGGCUUAACAGCCUCCUCAGUGUCCCUGAAAAGUGUCCUGAACAGGGAGGGAUGAUUUGGAAGAUAUCUGAAGAUAAGCAGCUAGCAGUCUGCCUGAAAUACGCCGGAGUGUUUGCAGAAAAUGCAGAAGAUUCGGAAGGAAAGGAUGUAUUUAAUACGAAAUCCGUUGGGCUUUUUAUUAAAGAGGCAAUGACUAAUCACCCCAACCUUGUUGUAGAAGGAUGCUGUUCAGAUAUGGCUGUUACUUUUAAUGGACUGACCCCUAAUCAGAUGCAUGUGAUGAUGUAUGGGGUAUACCGUCUUAGGGCAUUUGGGCAUAUUUUCCACGAUGCGUUGGUUUUCUUACCUCCAAAUGGUUCUGACAAUGACUGAGAAGGGAAAAAAGAGCAUGUAUAUGAUCACCGUAUAGGACAGGUAUUGUCACUGUUUGUAGUUACAACUACAUAUCCAACAUAACAGUAUGUUUCUUUUUUUUAGUUUGGUGAUACUGGUUUAAUUGAACAUUGAAGUUUAGUGGUGCAUUUUGAAAGAGGGUGGGGUUUUUUUUUUUCCUUAAAACACAUGAAAAUUUCAAACAUACUGGAAAGAAAUGUUUUAAGGCUAAUUUUGCAAAUAAAAGGUAUAUUUAUAAAUAUUAUAUUUAUGUGAUAAACCCUAAAUUAUGAAUCUGUGGCACAUAUUUUUGCUGAUCGGUUAAAAAAUUUAACAUGUCUUUCUGGCUUUCUAAGAUAUGCAAGUACAGUCUCUAGUUGUGAAUUUGUGAUUAAAGUAAAACUUGGAGCUAUGUGUUUCCAUUAC
Molecule: messenger RNA, 1523 nt
Organism: Lutra lutra (Eurasian river otter)
Lineage: Eukaryota; Metazoa; Chordata; Mammalia; Carnivora; Mustelidae
Product: C1GALT1-specific chaperone 1-like
Exons: 1
Coding region: 141-1097 (318 amino acids)
Molecular function (GO): N-acetylgalactosaminide beta-1,3-galactosyltransferase activity
Source: RefSeq, a predicted model, not a curated record